Molecule: messenger RNA, 1782 nt
Organism: Schistocerca piceifrons (Central American locust)
Lineage: Eukaryota; Metazoa; Arthropoda; Insecta; Orthoptera; Acrididae
Product: lysine-specific demethylase 6B
Exons: 7
Coding region: 1-1782 (593 amino acids)
Source: RefSeq, a predicted model, not a curated record
AUGGUGCUUAUAAGCAAAACAGGUUUACUUGAGGGUGUCAAGAACCCCGUCAGAAGACAUGUGCGGGCAGAAACGGUACACUUCCCCGUGGUGGCUGGACCUGCCCCCUACGCACUGAGGCCCUUCGCUGGAGUGUACAAUCCCUUCCCGUAUGGCUGCUCCAUUCUCUGCAACCACCCAGCCGACUUCGAGGCCAAGGAUGUGGUCCGCAGGGCGAAGGACACCUGGGCGAGCGAGGGCCGCGCGGCACUGGCGUACGGCGACGGAGAGGCGGCGGUGCCGGAGGAGCUGUUCCGGCGCUACACGGACACCGACUCGCGGCCACCCACGCCGGCGCCGACGCUGGCGAGCGCGGGGGCGCGCGGCUCUGGCCGGCGCUGCGUCACGCCCGACGCCGCCACCUCGGCCACGGCGUCGGCGUCGGCGGGCUCGGCGGCGGCCCGCGGGCGCUCCCGCUGCGGCGCCGGCCGCACGCUGCUCGUGCUCGACCUGCGCCGGUCGCGCAGCCAGGGCGCGCUGCCGCUGCCGCCGCCCUCGCCGCCCACGCCGCCCCCGCACCUGCCGCCGGCGCCCGGCUCGCUGUCCUCCGCGUCGGCGCCCGCCUCGCGCUGCUCCAAGGCCAGCUCCCGCAAGCGCCGCGGCCCCGCCCCCGCGCCCGUGGGCCGAGGCUCCGCCACAGCGCCGCCCCAAGCCGGCGAGCCGGCGCCGCUCCAAAAGUUGCAGUUACCUCCCAUCCACAAGAUUCAGCCGAGUCCGGAGACGUCGACGGUGCUGACGGACACGACAGGCGGCAGCGGCGACGAGGACGUCCCGCGGCGCAGGGGGAAACGGCGCAAGCGCGGAAAGAAGGGCCGCGACGGCUCGCGGGAGCCCGAGAAGGAGUUCCAGGGGAUGCCGGAGCCCGGCGAGACGCAGGUGUCGGCGCUGCCGCUGGACUCGCGGGCCGCCAGCGCCCGGCCCUCGUUCAGCGCCGCCCCCACGCCGGCGCCCGCCCCCACCCCCGCUAACUCCGUGGCCUCGGCGCCGCCUCCGUCUGCGACGCCCGCGACGCCUCCGCCGCCGGCGCACGUGUCCUUCCUGGACGCCGCCGUCCUCCGACACCUCCAGAGGGAGCUGGACCACGAGGUCGUCGACAGCGAGUUUCAGCCAAAGAAACACAAAGCACUCGAAGAAGCACUGAAAGCCCGCCCACACGAGAAGCGUCGCGCCGGAGAAGAAAUGAGGAGAUUGAAGAAGGAGCUGAAAUUGCCGCCCAGCGACACCGAACUCUGGCUCACGCUGCCUCGCAUUUUCUCUCGCCAGAGCUCUCGGUUCGAGCUGCCUCUCGACAGCCGUACUCUUAACAAAAUGUCUCCUCUACAGUACCUUCAGUCUCAUGUAGAUGUUUCAAGUGGAAGGAAACUUCUGUACAAUAUGGUUUUCAAUAGACACAGAGAAGAGUUAGAUGAUGAAGAUACUGACAGAAGAAUGAAGGGAGAGAAUGUCGUUAUUGGUCUUGAAGAAGUAAUGGGCGCUCCUCUGUCAGAUGCACAGAUUGAAAAUUUCAGGUCGCUUGUCGGCUGGCAAGGUUCUGACAAGCUGGAUUUCCGCACAUGGUGUGGUAUAUGCGCUGCUUGUGAACGUCUGCUGGGUCCACAGUUUUCAUCGCAGGUAGCUUCUAAGGAAGAUGAUCCAUGCCAUGAAGUGGAAAAAGCUGACUUUGAGACAUUGCCACGCAAACUGCAAGGUCUCUCCCCAGAUCCACGACUGCUCACUAUUUUAAAUGGCAUUCGUGAAUUGUAA